UGAAGUCAAAGGGUAAAGCCUGAAGGUUGUUUGGUAACAUGGCAGCGAUGAAGUGCAUCCUGGGUCUCCUGGCCCUGCUUGCAGUCUCAGCCUGGACCGAGGCGAGGGUGAACCCGACUGUCACAGAGCAGCUGGAGAAAGCCAAUGAGAAUCUCAACCAUGACCGUGACGGUAUCCAGAUUAACGGGGACAUCGCCGUGUCCCGUCUGCCCACCCUGAGGAACGCUGACCCCUGCGUGCUGCGUGGAUGCAUGUGGCCCAAAGCCACUGAUGGCAACGUUUACGUCCCCUAUGUCAUCGCUAAUCAUUACUCAUAUCAGGAGCUGGACAUCAUCCGAAGGGGCCUCAACUCCUUCUCCUACUCCACCUGCAUUCGCUUCUUCCCCCGCACCAACCAGAGGGACUACCUAAACAUCCAGUCCCUGGAUGGAUGCUACUCCUUUGUGGGUCGCCAGGGAAAUGGCCAAACAGUGUCUCUGAGCCGACGGGGCUGCAUCUAUCAUGGAACGGUCCAGCACGAGCUGCUCCACGCACUGGGCUUCAACCACGAGCAGUGUCGCUCUGACAGGGACCAGCACAUCAGGGUCCUUCUGCAGAAUGUCAUCAAGGGUCAGGAUUACAACUUUAAGAAGCUCAACACUCUGAACCAAGGGACUCCGUAUGACUAUGGCUCCGUCAUGCACUACGGCAGACUGGCUUUCUCCAAAGAUAACAGGAAUCCCACUAUGGUGGCUAUUCCCAACCCCAACGCUGUGUUUGGCCUGGCCAAGCAGAUGAGCCAGAAUGACAUCAACCGCAUCAACCUGCUGUACUGCAGGAAGUAGCCACACUGAAGUCACUGAAGGCAAUCCAGGGAUAGAUGACUUGAAGCAUCCAUCUCACUUUACUCUCUUUACUCUUCCUUCAAAACAAGAAAGUCAAUGAUUCAUGUCAAUGAACGAUUUUCCUGUUUGCUCUUAAGUGGUGGGAAUCACAUAUUCAAUUCACUUUUAUCACUCUAACUAAUAAAUAUUCAUCUAAAACAAA
Messenger RNA from Paralichthys olivaceus (Japanese flounder), 1026 nucleotides. Lineage: Eukaryota; Metazoa; Chordata; Actinopteri; Pleuronectiformes; Paralichthyidae. The record is from RefSeq and is a predicted model, not a curated record.